Culex quinquefasciatus (southern house mosquito) is the source of this 1176-nucleotide messenger RNA. RefSeq names its product pre-mRNA-splicing factor 38 (gene Prp38). NCBI's taxonomy places the organism in Eukaryota, Metazoa, Arthropoda, Insecta, Diptera, Culicidae. The transcript is spliced from 3 exons. The coding region runs from base 54 to 1133 and encodes 359 amino acids. Gene Ontology annotation, cellular component: precatalytic spliceosome. The record is from RefSeq and is a predicted model, not a curated record.
GACGUUUCUCUACCCGCAACAGCGCAGAACAUCAACAAACGUAAAGUAGAACCAUGGCCAACCGCACGGUCAAGGACGCCCGGAACGUGCACGGCACGAACCCGCAGUACCUGAUCGAGAAGAUCAUCCGGUCGCGCAUCUACGACAGCAAGUACUGGAAGGAGCAAUGCUUCGCGCUGACAGCAGAAUUGCUUGUGGACAAGGCGAUGGACAUUCGGUUCGUGGGCGGCGUCUACGGGGGGAACAUUAAGCCGACGCCGUUCCUGUGCCUGACGCUGAAGAUGCUGCAGAUUCAGCCGGAGAAGGACAUCGUGGUGGAAUUUAUUAAGAACGAGGAGUUUAAGUAUGUGCGGGCGCUGGGGGCGUUUUAUCUGCGGUUGACGGGAUCGUCGCAGGAUUGCUACAAAUAUCUGGAGCCGUUGUAUAACGAUAAUCGGAAGUUGAGGCGGCAGAACCGGAUGGGUCAUUACGAGUUGGUACAUAUGGACGAGUUCAUAGAUGAGCUGCUGCGGGAAGAGCGCGGAUGCGACAUUAUUUUGCCCCGCAUCCAGAAACGACACGUGCUAGAGGAGAACAACGAGCUGGAUCCGAAGGUGUCCGCGCUGGAUGACGAUUUGGAUGAAGAGGAUGAGGAAAUGCCGAGCGAUGACGAUGCAAACUUGGAGGAGAUGGCGGAAGCGCUGAAGGCGAAGGAAAGGGAGAAAAAGCUGGAGACGAUCAAGAUCCGGGACAGCAAGAGGGAAUCGUCGCGGGAGCGGCAGGCGGACAAGUCGAAGGAGUACAAGGAUCGCGGCAGCGGGGGAGGGGACCGCUACCGGGACUACGACAGGGGGCGCGGCGACAGGGAGCGAGAUUACGAGAGACGAGAACCACCGUCCGACUAUCGCCACAAAGAGAGAGGGGAUGGGCGCGACAAGGACCGGGAUCGCCAGCGGCGCAGUGACCGUGACGAGCGAGAUCGACGCCCCGCGGAAAGAGAUCGCGAGAAGGACUACGAUCGACGAGAACCUCCGUCCGACUAUCACUACAAAGAUCGCGAGGGUCGCGAAAAGGACCGGGACCGACAGCGUCGCGGUGAUCGCGAUCGAGACUACGAAAGACGACACAGCGGGAGAGAUCGGGAGCGAUUUUAGGUGCGUGUUUGUGCGAAUAAAAAUAAAAGUCUUUUCAACCAAA